This is a messenger RNA of Pelobates cultripes (western spadefoot toad), 38605 nucleotides long. NCBI's taxonomy places the organism in Eukaryota, Metazoa, Chordata, Amphibia, Anura, Pelobatidae. The record is from the annotation of a GenBank genome assembly.
AUGCUUGUGAUUUACGCCCUUUCCAAGGUAUAUAAGUCACUGGAGAACCCACCAGGCUGGCCUAUCGUGGCAGUUAUUAACUGUGUUUGGUGUUGAUCUCAUUUUACUGUUGCAUCUGGGAUGCAAACAGGCAUGUUAAUUUGUAACAAAACCUUGCCUUGUAAGAGUGAUGUGAACGCAAGAAAAUAUUAUAUCCUUGCUUUUGUCAGUCUUUGUCCAAGAUACUAACUUUCACUGACCCAGCUGAAAAUACUAAUGGCCGAAUUGUGGCUUCAUAUGCAGUCUAAUGGCAGUGGUGUCAGACGUUUGAUGGGUGUCUUAAAAUAAUCAUACCAUACUAUAGAACAAGAAACGGUGUAGUUUUUAGCUAGCUUCCUCCAAAUACGUCCUGACCUCAAAAUACUAUUCUAUUUAUGUCAGAUGUUCCGUUAAAUGAUGUACUGAAAAACAAGUUUAUUGAUGGUGUAUACUGUAACUAUUUGAUUUUCUUAACAGAAUGAAUUUUCAAAUGGAGAUUUAUUAUUGGUCCGUAUUACACCAGAUGAAGAAGGAAAAUUUGGAUUCAACCUGAAGGUAAGGUGCAAUUUACUGUUGCUUUUUGUUGUAACUGUGCAUAAAUAAUUUCCUGAUAGUUUUCUGUUGGUAUUCACAAUGUAUUUGUAUAUUAUUGGUAUUUAACUUGUAUAAUAAUUACAAAUUAAAUGUUCCACACUGCAGACAUCAUGGGGAAUUUUAGGAAGUUAAGUACAUUUUGUUUACAUAUAGAUACAAUAGUAAAAACUAAAAGUAAAAAGUAAAAUAAAAAAACAAACUCUGUAAAAUAUUUAUCGCUUUCAAUUACUUUGCAGGGAGGUGUUGAUCAGAAAAUGCAGUUAGUGGUAUCCAGGAUAACUCCAGGUUCCCCGGUAAGUCUUACUUUGCCCUUGUGUUCUCUAUAAACCUACAGUAUACAGCAUACAUACGUCUUGUAUAGAGUGAGUCAAAGGCUAUAAACCACCCAAAAUCAUGUAUGACCAUUAAUUUUAGAUUAAUUUCAUCAUUCCCAUUAUGUAAUAGACCAAUGGGUGUACUUCUGAUGAAUGUUAUCUUAGUGGUCAUCUUGAAUACAUUGUCUUACAGAUAACUGGAUGGGUCCUGAUCUUCGACUCAUCUUCUAUGGUUAGAAUUGCUAUGUUUCUACUAACUACAGUAUUGAAUUGUGUAACUCCAUCUCAUUCCCUUUGAUAAGUAUCCAUAUAACUUCUUACUUUACAAUGAAGAGAGAUCACUGGACAUUACAUUCCUGUGGUUUCUUACAUGAUACUCCCACACUGCAAACUCUUUGCCCCAUGCUGACAGAAUACACAAUUUUAGAAUAAAACAAGUUUAAAUUGUCUCAAACAUUCUAGCACACAAGUAACAGGGUUUACAUUUUUAUAUCUGCAAUGCAUGGCAUAUUAUUAUUAUUUAUUUAUUUUUUGUGUGUGUUUGUACCAAUAAUACCCCUCUGGAAAAACAAUGAAUCAUCUACAAGUAAAGUUAACAAUGGUACCUCUUUUUUUAAUAAGUUCAUACAAAGACCUACCCCCAUUAACAAAAAAAUCCCUGAAAGUCAAAUAUUUACAUACAAUUUCCAAGACUUAAUAGUACAUAACUGUUUAAAAAUCAGAAUGAAUCAGAAACAAUGGACUUAAAUUAGAUUUAAUAUAUCUUGUACAGUGAGGGGGAAAAAAGUAUUUCAUCCCCUGCUGAUUUUGAAUGUUUGUCCACUGACAAAGAAAUGAUUGGACUAUAAUUUUAAUGGUAGGUGUAUUUUAACAGUGAGAGACAGAAUAACAAACAAAAAAUCCAGACACAUGCAUGUCAGAAAAGUUAUUCAUUGAUUUGCAUGUCAAUGAGUGAAAUAAGUAUUUGACCCCUUCGACUUAGUACCCCUUCGAUAUAUGUUUCCUUUCUUCCCUUUUUUGUAAUACAUUGUAGAAAUAAGGAAAUUUGGCCAUAAGAAGGCCUCUUAAGAGAGAAAUGUGCUCUCUUCCUGCAUUAUAAUGCCAAUAAUAGCUGUACCGUUUAGUUUCCUUCACUUAUAAGACGUUUUUUUAGCUUUACAAUAUUACUUUGCCAGUUUGUUUACCCUUUAAGCACAGACUAGGGACAUUUAGUGGCAAUGAGAUAGAUACUAUUUAUUUAGUGGAUAGGACCCUCGAAGACCCGAUAGGGCAUUGUUAGAUAAUGUUUACUUAUUGAUAAUUAAUUGGGGACUGAGUCUCUCUUUCUCUUUAGUAAAUAUCCACUAUUUAUCUCUAUUAUUACAUUUAUAAAGUGUUGCACUGUUUCCCUGAUUUUUCCGGUGGUGUAAAGUUUGUCUCCUUGAAAUUCUAUAAUUGAGAUAUUUUAAAUACUCAUAAUAGUAGACUUUUAAUAAACAGCAACAAUUUAAAUGACACUUUUUCUUGUAAACUUGUUGCACAAAAUGAUUUGGAUAAUUGCUUUGUUUUUAUCUUGCAUCUUGUCAUUUUAUCUUAACGUUGUUUCAUUCUAUACUUCUGACACACUUCUAAUGGGAGACUAUUAGUUUCACACUAGUCUGGAACUGGGUAAAGCCUAAUACUAAUAUUUCUAUUGCUAUCGAAGUGCCGAAUUUCAUAAUUUAUUUAGUUGUUUAAAUUAAUUUUCAAAGACAGACUAAUAAAAGCUAAAUUUAAAAUACACACACACGCCACACACCACUCACCACACAAACACACACACACACACACUCUCUCUCUCUCUCUAUCUCUCUCUCUCUUCUAGGAAAUAGCUUUGUUCUGUCGAAUGUGGAUAAUCCAUUAGAAAUCCAUAUAAAUAAAAAAUAAAGAAAAUAAACUGUUUUUAAAAUACACUUUUAAAUUGUAAAUAUUUAUCAAAGAUAAGAAAAUAAAAAGGCAAAAAAAUGAGGCAGAGAUUUUUUUUUUUAAAUUAAUAGUAGCCAUCCCAUAAACCCCUCACAACAACACAAACCGCUUCUGCCAACUUUACCACCAACAUAUAUUAUAAUAAAAAUUUAAAAAGAAAGAGAUCAUUUUUUUUCAAGGAAAUAGAAAGAAACCUCCUAAGCCAACUCGGUGCAUUGCUUAUACUGAUCUAGUGUAUACAAAUGCCUCCAUUAAAUGUAUCUCCUUAUUAUAGUUGAAACAUUCCUCAAUGUGGGUGUACUAGUUGUCUUUCAAUUCAGAGAUGUGUAUACAUUUUUCAUUUUUUCUAGAUAACAAAUCUACAUUAUGAUCUAUAAUAUAUAUUUAUAACUGUAUGAGGAUAUAAGCAUAUACUCUCAUCUUCUCUUACUGUCGUGUGUCUAUUUGCAUGAUCACAUUAUUCUAGAAAUAAAUAUAUGUAAUAUUAAUGGUAUUAUUGGUGAAUAAACAUUCUGGAGCCUGUUUGUUGAUCAUGAAAACUCACAGUAUCUGUGGGAGUAGAAAUGUGUUCAGAAAGAGGACUUGUGCUUAGAAGGAAGGAUGUUCGAAUACUAUGAGCAAUUUUAGUGAGCCAAUCUUUUAAAAAUGGUGACUUACAGGGUUAUUUAUUAAAGUGAGAAUUUAAAGCAAAUUUCACAUUUAAGGCUAAGUUAACCAAACUGACAACAUAGCUGACUUAGAAUAUUUUUCCAGUUGACCUUAAAUUUGAAAUUCAUUUAGAAUUCUCACUUUAGUGAAUAUUCGUGUUCUGUAGAUACAUUAUACUAAACAAAGUUUUUUAGAAAAAUAUGGGCAAAAGGGUGGAGAGUUCUUCUAAAUGUUGUACAGGCAUGGGAGAAUAGACGAGAGAAUGAAGAUAAAAAUAUCAUAACAUAAUAACAUGAUUAUUUUUUUGUGUUUAAAUAGGCGGACAAAUGCAACCCUAAACUUAUUGAAGGCGAUCAGAUUGUGCUGAUCAAUGGUCGUGAUAUAUCAGAGCACACGCAUGACCAAGUUGUAAUGUUCAUAAAAGCCAGUCGAGAAUCUCAUACACGGGAACUUGCACUGCUGGUUAGGCGGAAAGGUAAGCAUUGCAAUUUUGGAGCUUUUGUAAAAUGGGUUAAAGCAAAGCAAGACACACAAUUUUGUAAUUCUGGUAUACACUGUGAGUAUUAUUUCCUUGAAACUGCUCAGCAGUUUGGCAGCUGAGUAAACACUAUAUGGUUAAAAGUAUUGGGAUACCUGAUUAUUAUACCAACAGGGACUUUUUAUCAUUACAUUCUUGCAUUCAUUGCAUUAGUAUGUAGUUGGUCUCAUCUUUGCAGCUAACAGCUUCCACUCGAGAUUUUUCUUUGGGAAUCUUUGCCAAUUCAUACAGUAAAGCAUGUAUAAGGUCAGGCACUGAUGUUGGAUGAAAAGACCUGGCUUGCAAUUUCUAUUCAAGUUCAUACCACAGUUGCUCGAUGGGAUUCAAGUUAGGGCUUUGUAAGGGCAAGUCAAGUUCUUCCACAUCAAACUCCUCAAACCAUGUCUUUAUGGCUUUGUGCACUUGGGCUUUGUGCACUUCCCCAAUCUAUUCUCACAAAGUUGGAAGCAUAACAUUGUCCAAAAUGUCUUGGUAUGCUGAAGCAGAAACAGAUAUUAAGAUAUCCAUUCAUUGGAAGUAAUGGUCCUAGACUAACCCCUGACAAACAGCCAUAUACCAUUAUCCUUCCCCUACCAAAUUUUACAGUUGGCACAAUGCAGUCAGGCAGUUAACAUUCUCCUGGCAUGCACCAAACCCAGACUCACCCAUCAGACUGCCAUACAGACAGGGGUGUAUUUACUCAGAGGAAAACAAGGCAUUUGCCUUGGGCUGCACUUUUUUUGGGGGGGGGGGCAAAAAAGCCACACCCCCAAUCACCCUGGCAAAUGCCUUGCCAGCCUCUUAUCCUGGCGGUAUACAUACAAAAAGAAGUUAGGUGGUUAGGUGUGGCUGGUUUUUCAAGUAUUUUGUCACUGUAGGAAACAAAUAAACAUGGCCGAAGCCUAGUGCAAUACAGUAUGGUCUAAUACAUAGACAAAUAUAUGAUUCUAGUGAUGUAGUACUCACAAAGAUGGAGCCAAUAUGAGAGGCUCACAACAAGUGCAGAUAGGGAUGUUGGAAGGGACCCCAUUCCUUUUUGAUGCUUUAGGAGUCUUCUUGUUCGCCCAAUAACUUCACUGAAUAUAGGCUCCAAUAUCAGGAAAUUCGUUAUUGGCAUGAAGCAAAAAAAAAGUAUAAAACAAAAAAUGAAAAGAAAUAAAUAAUAAAGUAAGAUAAAAAUAGUAGAAAUGGGUACAAUGAAUAAAGUCCAAAUAGUAUAUAAAAACUUGCUAGACGCGUUUCGUCCAGGCCCGGACUGGCCAUCGGGCACACCGGGCAAAUGCCCGGUGGGCCGCGGUGGCCAUGGGCCGAGGCCGGCAGGGGAGGUCCCAGGAUCUCCCCUGCCGGUCUAUGCAGGGCCGGCACUCUCCUAGCGCCGGCCCCGCUGUUUGUCACGACGGGCCGGUGGGGAGAUCAAGGAUCUCCCUGACCGGCCCACAUGCGGCCGCCGGCGGGGAGGGAGCCAGCCAGCCAGCCAGGCUGGAGAGAGGACCCGGCGGAGCUCUAACUUGCAGCUCCGCCGGGUUCCUCUCGCGAGAUCCGGCACGUUGCCAUGGCAACAACCGGAUCUCGCGAGAGUGAACUCUAGCCUCACAGGCUAGAGUUCACUCACCCACGAGGACCACCAGGGAACACCGCGUGCCGGACCCCCCCUCCCAGUCCCAGCGUGCCGGUCCCCCCCUCCCUUCCAGGCUAAAGGUAAGAAGGGGGGGGGGAAUAAUGCCUGUUUUUUUUAUUUUUUUAUUUUUUUAUUUACCCCCCCCUACACACACACACACAAUAACAUUUAUACAGCACUCUCACACCCAUCACACACAGCACUCUCACACACAUUACACACAGCACUCUCACACACAGCACUCUCACCCAUCACACACAGCACUCUCACCCAUCACACACAGCACUCUCACACACAUUACACACAGCACUCUCUCACACAGCACUCUCACACCCAUCACACACAGCACUCUCUCACACAGCACUCUCACACCCAUCACACACAGCACUAUCACACACAGCACUAUCACACACAGCACUAUCACACACAGCACUAUCACACACAGCACUCACACCCAGCACUCUCUUACCCAUCACACACAGCACUCUCACACCCAGCACUCUCACACCAUCACACACAGCGCACUCUCACAGAGCACUCACACACACACAGCACUCUCACACCCAUCACACACAGCACUUUCACACACACACAGCACUCUCUCACAGCACUCUCACAGAGCACUCUCUCACACCCAUCUCACACAGCACUCACACACCCAUCACUCACACACGGCACUCUCACACCCAUCACUCACACACGGCACUCUCACACACAUCACACACACACGGCACUCUCACACACAUCACACACACACCGCACCCUCACACACACACAUACACCGCACCCUCACACGCACACAUACACCGCACCCUCACACACACACAUACUGCACCCCUCACAUACACACAGAACCCCCCCAACACACAUACACAAUACUUCCAAAUAUAUAUAUAUAUAUAUAUAUAUAUAUAUAUAUAUAUAUAUAUAUAUAUAUAUAUAUAUAUAUAUAUAUACACAUACAUACAUACACACACACACACUACACUCUUAAAGGACCACUCUAGCCACCCAGACCACUUCAGCUUAAUGAAGUGGUCUUGGUGCCAGGUCCUUCUAGGGUUAACCCAUUGUUUUAUAAACAUAGCAGUUUCAGAGAAACUGCUAUGUUUAUCAAUGGGUUAAGCCUUCCCCCAAAACCUCUAGCAGCUGUCUCAUUGACAGCCGCUAGAGGUGCUUGCGUGCUUUUCACUGUGAAAAUCACAGUGAGAGCACGCAAGCGUCCAUAGGAAAGCAUUAUAAAUGCUUUCCUAUGCGACUGGCUGAAUGCGCGCGCAGCUCUUGCCGCGCGUGCGCAUUCAGCCGACGGGGCGGAUCGGAGGAGGAGAGCUCCCCGCCCGGCGCUGGAAAAAGGUAAGUUUUAACCCCUUUCCAGAGCCGUGCGGGAGGGGGUUCCUGAGCCACAUAUGCAUCACAUUACACCACAAACACGACACGACUAAAACCGACCUUAUUACACAAUACCACACCACGACCAGCUCACUCUACACACAAGCAAUACCACAAGCAGGCUCCAAACACAUGCACAAUACUCUGUCCUGGCCUUUUGUCUCCUGGUAUCCAUUUAUAGAGACACCAGAGACAAGUUGCAAGGAAACACAGUGCAAGCAUGUUAUUAAAUUUACUUGCACUGUGCAGAACAAAUACAGGACUUUUUUCUCAUGCUAGAGCUCUUCAGCAGAGCUCUGCGCAUGGUCUGCCCUGGAAGAGCAUUGAACCAACAUGCUCACUUUGAGAGGAGGCGUGUUUGUCAUUGGUGACAAAACACACCUCCUCUGCCCCGCCCCCUUUUUAGUGGGCCGCUGUGUUAAAAAAAUGCCCGGGCCGAAUUUUUCUCCCAGUCCGGCCCUGGUUUCGUCUGUUAAAAAAGCUUUGUUGAGACCUGCAGUGGUUAUGGUACUGCGGUCUUCUAUUCCUUUCCCAAUAGCUGAGCAUAAGUGAAUAUAACUGCAGUUAGGAGGUAGAGGAAUAGAGUAGAUAAAUGCAGCUUCCAAGAUGAUUCUCCCCAGCAAGUAAAAUAUUUCCCAAGCAUGAGCCUAGACUUCAUAAAUGUGUAACAGGAAUAACUUUUAUUGAUGCCACACUGGCUUUUAUGAGAAUCCUCCCUCAAGAGGACCUCCCACAGUAAACAAAGACAAUAACCAAUCAGCAUACAGAUUUACAGUAACAACCGCCCUCUCUCUGCCUGGGAGAGAUUGAGAUAAGUUAAGGAAUAACCCAAUUAUCUCCAGGCAGAGGGCACACAAUUUCCCCAAAAAUUAGAACACCCCUUUACACACAAGGUAUCCCCACAAAUUACAUAUCCCCUGAUAGCCCUGAUCUGGGGGACCAACAUAUUCAAAUUUCACCCAGAUCGGUUCAGGGGUUCUCAAAAAGUAUGGAAGUCAUAAGUUACCGACCAGACAUGAGGCUACUUCCCAAAACAGUUCUACGAAUUCGGCGUGUGCGGUCGGUCAAUUCAGUAAAUGGCAUAAAAACAAAUAAAGUCCCGAAUGGAUCCUCCUGGCUCAUAGCAGCGAUUGCUCCCCUUGUUCGUAUGAACCAAACUACCGAAUGGCGCUCUCCUGGCUGUUUGGCAACUAAAGGAAGCGGUGGUUUGGGAGGUCGAGUGUCCGAUUUUAGUUCCAGACACUCGACGACCAAGGCCACCGUUUUCUGUUCCACGUGGCAUUUGGCUAUACGAAUGGCGGCCGCCCAGAGAGUGGUUCUUUUUGAAGUUAAUGAGCCAGGAGGGUGGUCGGUGUUCGGUAGUUUUAAACUGCCAAACCAAUAAAUCCAAAAUGAACGAAAUGUUGCAGAAAAGCACGAACACAGAAGAAAAUGCCGAAACUCAGUCUAUUUUCUUCACAGGCGUCUUCAGUUGCUUGUAGAUCUUUUCCAGCGUUUGGUUUUUUUUGUAUGCCUCUCACUGAUUGCUCAUUGUGGUCACCUGAUGUUGCCGACCGGUUCCGUCUCUUUUUGAUGACGCAGAUCUUCGCGUCUCUUCCUGAUGACGUUGGUACAUUCAGUCCGUAUUUGGAACGCAUUCUUGCGUUUCACAGUCCAAAUAAACUUUAUUGUUCUUAACAAUAUUGUAUAUUUCAUAUAUGAAUAUCGGAGAAAGGAAAAAAAGGAGAUCAUUAUAUUGUUUUUUUUUUUUACUAUUUAUAAUAGAAAUCUCAAAACAUGCAGAAAGCGUUAAGUAUAAGAGUACAUAAGACUUAUACAAGUGUUUCAGUAAUUGUACAUAUUUUUAAUGCAUAAAACCAAUAGAUCAUUACAUUAUAUAUUAAAGGUACACAAAGUGUCAUGCUCUAUAUUGCAUAAAGUGCUUAAUAUAUUUAAAAGCUGUAGUGAAAGUGUAUAAGGUGUCAAACUCUAUAUUUAAAAGGUGCUUAAUAUAUUGAAAAGCUGUAAUAAUGCUCCUAAUGUUUAAGUCAGUUUAAUAGAUCAUUAAAAAUUACCAUCUGAACUUUGUGGGUUACACAGCAGGACUUUGUAUUUAUUUUGAAUCUUAUCCUGGGGGGCCCAGGAGCUGGCCGGGUGGCCACCUCAGGGCCCCCCUGGCUGGCAGCGGUGGAACUUUCCGGGCAGGUGGCGAGGGAGCACUAAUCCUCCUGUUCAGCUCCCUUGCGCCCACCGCAGUGAUGCCGGAGUAUGACAUCAUUCCAGCCCCAGCAUCACUACACAGCGUGCGAGGGAGCUGAACAGGAGGAUCACUGAUCCCUCACCGCCUGAAGUCACCGGCCGGCCAGCAGCCCCACUGGACCUCAGGGACAGUGAUAAUACACCCCAGCAUUCCCAAAGGUAGGGAGGCUGGGAGGAUUGCAUUUUUUUUUAAAAAUGUGAGUGUGUUAGUGUGUGUGUGGGUCUGUAAGUGAGUGUGUGUGUGUGUUUGUCUGUUAGUGUGUGUGUUUGUCAUCUGUUAGGGAGUGUGUUACUAUGUGUGUGUCUGUUAGUGUGUGUGUCUGUCGUCUGUUAGGGAGUGUGUUACUAUGUGUGUGUCUGUUAGUGUGUGUGUCUGUCAUCUGUUAGGGAGUGUGUUACUAUGUGUGUGUCUGUUAGUAAGUGUGUAUGUUAGUGUGUUUGUAUGCAUGUCUGUUAGUGAGAGUGUAUGCGUGUCUGUCUCUGUUAGUGAGUGUGUUAGUAUGUGUGUCUGUUAGUGAGAGUGUAUGCGUGUCUGUUAGUGAGUGUGUAUGUCUGUUAGCUAGUGUAUGUGUGUCUGUCUGUGAAAGUGUGUGUCUGACACUGAGUGUAUAUGUGUCUGUCAGUAAGUGUGUAUGUGUAUUUAGAAGAGCGGGAGGGGGAGGAGUGCAUGCGUUUUGUCAUGCCUAGGGCAUACACCACUGCAUACAGAGAAGUGUGAUUAGUUGCUCCAGAGUUCAGUGGUGACAUGCUUUACACCACUCAAUCGAUGCUUGGCAUUGUACUUGGUGAUGUGAGGCUUGCAUGCAGCUACUUGGCCAUGGAAACCCAAACUCUUCCAGUUUUCAAUGAUAACACUUACAGUUGACUGUGGAAUAUUAGGGAUGCAGGGAUGAAAUUUCGCAAACUGACUCAUUGCAAAAGGUGGCAUCCUAUCACAGUAUCACGCUUAAAGUCACAGAGCUCUCCAUUUUUCACAAAUGUUUCUGAAUGCAGACUGCAUGGCUACGCACCUAAUUUUAUACACCUGUGGCAAAGGGUCUGAUUAAAACACCUGUAUUCAAUAAUUAAGAGGUGUAUCUCAAUAAGUUUGUCCAUAUAGUGUAUGUUGCAUGCUGGAUAACGUAACCAUCAGUUCAGUAUCUUGCUUCAUAUCAUAACUCUAUAACUGGAAUACUGUGUAGAGUAAACAUAGAAGCAUAGAAUGUGACGGCAGAUAAGAACUAUUCGGCCCAUCUAGUCUGCCCAAUUUUCUAAAUACUUUCAUUAGUGUUGUGGUCGUGACCUAAAUAUGAAUAUUAAUCUCUUAAUACAUAAUAAUUAAGCAAUACGGAACAACAUUAAUAUUUUUAUAAUUCAUGGUAUUAUGGUCGAAUAUGUGGAUAGAAAAUACACAAAACGUUGUAAUAUUAAAUGUAUAUUUAAUAUAACUAUAACAAAUAAACAGAUGCUAGCAGAAUGUCAAUUUACUACAAUAAUGAUUAUAUAACUAUAAUAAAUAAACAGAUGCUAGCAGAAUGUCAAUUUACUACAAUAAUGAUAAUACAAAACUACAACAUAUUACUUACAAAAGGUUGCUACAUGUUACACAACAUUUUACUUACAAGGCCCCAGCCCUUUGGCUGGGGUUAAGUCAGAGCUGGUACUACAUCUUAGGUUCAGUCAGGUACAGGCAAAAGAGACAGAGUUUUCUCCUCCAUCUGGUUUUAUUCAGUGUAAGUAGGCUGGCCUGUGAUGUCACUGCCAGAAGCACAUGUCUUCCUACACACUCCCCCUAGUGGUGCCCCCAAAGCAUUACACUAAAUAUGCUUUCUUUAUGAUGAAAAGUCAUUAAUUAAUAAAUACCAUUACAAACCACCCUUUGACUUAUGUCAUAAAACAAGCAUUUAUAAAACCAGUACAUUUUGAAUCUUCCCCAUUUUAACACUACCUGCCCUACAACAAAACCCACCUUUUGAAGAACGAUACCCAUUUACCCAUUAAUUAUUACCCAUUAACAUUUUAUUGCUUAUAUAAAUGUUCACCAUUGAGCACAUGCAUUACCAGUUGGGAAAUAGGCACAUACCCACCCUUAUAAUAAUGAACAACUCAAACCAUGUUUUAUUAGAUUAACCAAUGAUAUUGUGUUCAUGUGAGGAUGUGUUUUGGAGCUUAAUAUAGUAUUAGACACCACAAACUCAUAACACCUAUGAAUCAUUGCAUAGACCGACUCGAUUUCUGUAGCCUUUGGCUGGUCUGUGUGCCUGGAAUUUUCACAAACAUUAGUCCUGGAAACUGGAUACUCUAUUCUUCGACAGUCUCAUAGAACAUACGCAUGGAGACAGGGAUGAAUGAAACAGUUCGUGUGAUCGAGGACUUUUGUGUGUUUGUGGUCACAUUGUUUUGUUUUUUUCUUUCUUUAUUCCAUUAACCACCUUGACGUAACAGUUUCCUGCUCCUGAUGCAUUUUGUUCCGACUCUCACCACUCUUAGCUGCAAUAUUUUUUCUCCUUACAGCAACAGUUGAGCAUAGUGUCCAGUGCUGCUUCUUCUUCUGCUUAAAAUAUCCUUGCUUGAAAGUUCUUGAAUGAAAACACAGGCAAUGACGAACACAAACAUAAAUAAUAACUGUGCCAAUCAUCACAAGUACCAUUUGAUUGUGGUGUCUUAACCAUAUUUUUUCCUAUGGCGUUUGGAUAAAUACCUACACACCUCUCUUCACAUCCAGCACACUCCUGAUUCACAGAUAAACACAAUAUCACUGCUGUAUCUACCAAUUUAACCCAAACACUCGUUAUUACUGUUGCAUUUACCAAUUUAAUCUAAACACUCGUUAUCACUGCUGUAUUUAACCAAUUUAAUCUAAACAUUAACCAAAACAAUUACAUUCCUAUUUACCACCCUUCUAUUUAAACAUGUAUAGAUAACCCAAAAUGCCUACUUUCUCUUAUCCCUCUUAUCAUUCUUCCGUUUUUGUUUUGUUUUGUUUUUAACUGCAACCACUCAUGCACUUUACACAGACACAAAUCAAGCACCUACUGGACAAUGGGGUUCCCUCGUUAGAGCCCUCCCACCCCAGUUUGGUUUACACAAAAAUACCCCCUGGUCCCUAUUGGUCAAUUCCCCCCUUUCCCAGGCAAGCAUACAUACAACAAUAAUACAUAAGGGUUUCAAUUGCAAUACAAUCACUAGAAAUAAGAGAAUAGUAUGCACAAAAUCAUAGCAUAGACAUGUUAAAUAGACAAUAAAAUAAAACAUUCAAUAGCUCAUCAAAGGUCAACAUUUAAACACUGGUCUCCAUCUGAUAUUCUAUCUGUGUUCCAAUGUCCACCUCUGGUUUCUGCUACAUCUGAAAAGGUUAGGAAACAGAUCAGGAUUACUUUCCUAAUCACUUAUAGCGUAUACUGCAAAUAUUUUACUUAGAAUAUAUAUAUAUAUAUAUAUAUAUAUAUAUAUAAAUAUAUAUAUAUAUAUAUAUACAUACAUAUACACACACAGACAUGUAAACACAUUCCUUCAGCUUUUAAUUUUAUAAACAAUUUUUUUCAACAAGAUAACUUUCUUAAUUUUUUUAUUUUUUUUAUUUUUUUUUUACAAGGCUCUUAAAAAACAAUAAGCUAAUAGCUGCUUUCUGCAUCUUCUCUGCAAUUCAGGAAACACAUUUCUAGCCAACCUAAACAUGUUUAAUAACUCUCCACCCUUUGGUUAAAUUAUAGAGGAGUGAACCACAACACCUCUUCCGCCUCGGAAAGGAUAUAAGUCAAUAUGUCUCAAAGUUCAACACUAUGAGCUAUGAGUGACUCCCUAUUAAUUUCUAGCCUUUCCACGGACAUGCUUGCACCUCGCGGCUAAGGGCCUGCACAACUAACCACCCUGUGAUGGCAGUGGCUUUCCGCAUGGGGGUGACCGCCCCCGCAAAAUUAUAGAGGAGCAAACAUACAGCAGCCUCUUUUCCGGCUCGAUUAAAGGUUCUGGGACAAUAUGUCUGCAAUUUAACCAGUACACUCACGUAUCACUUAUUGUAUAUUUCCUGGUCUCUCAGGAAUUUCUAUUAAAUAGCGUAUCCCCUUCCCAGGGCAAUAUACAACAAAAACUAGUCACCAAGGAUCUCUAUGGUCAUGAUAGGCCGCCCUACCACUAGUGUAAUACGCCCUUUUUUUAAAAUAUAUUUCCUGGUCUCUCAGAGAUUUUGCCUAUCCCUUUCCCAGAGCAAUAUAUAUAAACAAUUACAAAUAAGUUACAAAACGCUACUUAUAAGUAAUAAAGGGUUUCAAAUAAUAAUACAGGAUAGAACUGCACAACAACUAUUGGGUAUGCUCCCCCUUAUCCGGACAUGUUUAAAUACCCCCUAGCUCAGGUUCCCCACUCGCUACUGUAACUAAAAUCACAGCCCUUGUUAUGGAGGUUCACCCGCUAGGCAGAUACACCCUAAGUCAAAGCAUGGAAAUAUUAAAAUCAGUUAUAGAUGGCUUCUAAAAUAAUAUAAAUCUUAAUCUGAGCCCCUACACUUACUUUGUUAAAAAUGCUAACUUGUUAAAAUAUUCAGACUAAAUAGGACAAAGGAAUUAUUUUACCAUUUUUUCAGUUAAUUUGUUACCAGUUCCUGCAUAUGUCCAGUAAUUCCUUAGUCCUGGAUAAUAAAGCUGAAAAACACUGCACAAAUUGAUUAGUUUAGGCAAUUACAUUUACAAAACAAUGCAGUUUAUUUUUUCUCAUACAGGCAAGACUACCCACCCCCAACAAGGACAAAUUCUCCCCCAGCUGUAGCUGAAAAGCAUGGUCACACAGCUGUUAAAAAGGUGGUCUCUCCUUCAUGAGUCAAAAUCAUAUAUAUAUUUAUACUAAAAUUCUGUGUAUACGCACACAUAAAUCUAUUAUUCACUGAAUCUGCUUUACUAAACAUAUCUUUUUCUUAACUACUAAUUUACUAGACAAAUCCAUGAAUGCCAAACAAAUGUAAAUUAGUACACAAACAGGGUCAAAUUUUGCAAUAAAACCUGGUGAACUAGUUUAGUGAAAAGUCUUUUCCUAUGCAAAUGGUAGCAAACAAUAAAACUAGGCCUCAACUCAUUCACAUCAUGUGGUCAAUGGUGGAUUAAAAUCCACAUGGUCAGACAAAAGGUAAAGUAUAUAUAAGUUUUCUCCUAUAUACAAAUGACCAAAGAUUGGUAACAAGCAACACAAUAAUUCAUCACUAUGUUCUACAACAAGAUACCUUAAAAACAAAUAUCUAAUCCCUAUCUGCUAUCUGCAUUCAUUCCAUUAAAACCAAAUCAUCAUUCAUUUAUUCAUUUGUAUACAGACAGACAAUUUACUGUAUUAUUUAAGCAAAAUGCAUAACAUUUAUAUUUUCCCCAAUAUUCAAGCAUAAUCCUGCCGACUACGCCAAAUGUUGUGGUCGUGACCUAAAUAUGAAUAUUAAUCUCUUAAUACAUAAUAAUUAAGCAAUAAGGAACAACAUUAAUAUUUUUAUAAUUCAUGGUAUUAUGGUCGAAUAUGUGGAUAGAAAAUACACAAAACGUUGUAAUAUUAAAUGUAUAUUUAAUAUAACUAUAACAAAUAAACAGAUGUUAGCAGAAUGUCAAUUUACUACAAUAAUGAUAAUACGAAACUACAACAUAUUACUUACAAAAGGUUGCUACAUGUUACACAACAUUUUACUUACAAGGCCCCAGCCCUUUGGCUGGGGUUAAGUCAGAGCUGGUACUACAUCUUAGGUUCAGUCAGGUACAGGCAAAAAGAGAGUUUUCUCCUCCAUCUGGUUUUUAUUCAGUGUAAGUAGGCUGGCCUGUGAUGUCACUGCCAGAAGCAUAUGUCUUCCUACACACUCCCCCUAGUGGUGCCCCCAAAGCAUUACACUAAAUAUGCUUUCUUUAUGAUGUAAAGUCAUUAAUUAAUAAAUACCAUUACAAUUAGUCCCUAGCCUCAUCUUAUAGUUAGGAUAGCCUUAUGCCUAUACCACGCAUGCUCAAACUCCUUUACUGUGUUAAUCUCUACCACUUCAGCUGGAAGGCUAUCCCAUGCAUCUACUAUCCUCUCAAUAAAGUAAUACUUCCUGAUAUUAUUUUUAGUUUGCCCCUCUAAUUUAAGAGCAUGUCCUCUUGUUGUGGUAACUUUUCUUCUUUUAAAUAUAGUCUCCUCCUUUACUGUCUUGAUUCCCUUUAUGUAUUUAAAUGUUUCUAUCAUAUCACCCCUGUCUCGUCUUUCCUCCUGAUGCAAUCCAUGAGCCAGUUUAGUAGCCCUUCUCUGAAUUCUCUCUAAAGUAUCAAUAUCCUUCUGGAGAUACGGUCUCCAGUACUGCGUACAAUACUACCAAGUGAGUUCUCACCAGUGUUCUGUACAAUGGCAUGAGCACUUCCCUCUUUCUACUGCGAAUACCUCUCCCUAUACAACCAAGCAUUCUGCUAGCAUUUCCUGCUGCCUACCUUUAAGCCACCAGAAAUAAUAACCCCUAAAUCCUUUCCCUCAGAUGCUGAGGUUAGGACUCUAUCAAAUAUUCUGUACUCUUGCACUUAUCCACAUUAAAUGUCAGUUGCCACAGCUCUGACCAUUUUUAUAGUUUAAAUCAUUUGCCAUUUGGUGUAUCCCUCCUGGAACAUCAACCCUGUUACAUAUCUUAGUAUCAUCAGCAAAAAGACAUACCUUACCAUCAAGACUUUCUGCAAUAUCACUAAAAAAAAUAUUAAAGAGAAUGGGUCCAAGUACAGAUCCCUGAGGUACCCCACUGGUGACAAGCCCAUGCUUCGAUUAUUCAACAAUAUUGGAAUCCAAACCUAAAGAUUGCAAUUUAUUGAUCAGCCUUCUAUAUGCACCAUUGUCAAAAUCCUCACUGAAAUCUAUGUAAGCAAUGUCUACUGCACCACCCUGAUCUAUUAUUUUAGUUAACCAAUCAAAAAAAGCAAUAUGAUUAGUUUGGCAUGAUCUCCCUGAAGUAAUAGAAGUCACAAGAAAAACAUUUUGCCCUCUCUCCUGCUUACCAAUUUCAUACCUCUUUGGGUCAGACUAUUGUAGGUAAUCAGGUUAGGUACUUAACAAUGUACCGCAUGUGCAAGGUUCUCCCUGAUUUGCACUCACCCCUUUAUCCAAAAUAUGGAUGCAAUGAAUAACCGUAGUUCAGUCAUGUAAGCUAUAGUGAUUCUCUCUCUCUCUUUUUUUUUUUUCUUUUUUAAAGAUUCUUUUUUGUUAUAAAGGGUACAGAAAAAAAGAAAGAGGGGCAUGUACAAACAUAAAAUACAUGUAUUUAUAUAUGAAUACAUUAUAAUGUGAAAUCUGUUCAUCUAGACCUGAUAGACGUAUGGAAUAUUGUUACUGUGAAAUACUAGAACAAAAAUCCUUCAUUUUUUAAUUGAACAUUGUUUUGAAUUUUUUUUGAGAACUGUUCAAUAAAAACUCUUAAAAAUGUAUCCUCUUACCUUGUAGGGGUUAUUCAUAUAUAAAGAAAUUAUUAAUAUAUCAAUGAUUAUUAAUAUGAAGAAUAAUAUUUACUUCUGUGCUUGACCGAAAUAUAUCACUCUGAUUCAUCCCAUGGCCUAUGUAUAUCGGCAAAAAAUAAGUGAAGGGAAAUCCCAUCUGCCUUUUAUCCCUUUAAUCAAUAUUGUAUCCAGGGGUCCCAUAUCUUCAAAUAUUGUUUUUUCUUACCCUGGGUCGACCAAUGAAGUCCUCCAUUUCCCUCAUAACCUUGACUCUUUCCACCCAUUGUUUGACUGAUUCUGUUGCCAAUAGGCAGAAAUAAGUGCGUUGGCUUCGCCAAGGAGUAGCCCCAAUAGUAUUUAUCUUUGUGCUGCUAUGUAUUGGGCCACCCCAACAAAAUCUGAGGAAGGGUAAGUGUUAAGGGCAGUGGAAUAAUCUCAUUAGUAGUGGAAAUGACUCCUUUCCAGAACUCUGAUAUUCUGGCAGAACCACCAGACGUGCUCCAAGUCUCUCACACCCUCUCCACAUCUCCAACACCUAUCACUGAUUUCAGGGUAUAUAUAGUGUAAUUGGACCGGGAUUGUAUACCACCUAGUAAUGCAUUUAUAAAAAGAUUCCCUUUUCAUCGAACUCACCAAGACUGUCAUCACCCUUUUAAAAAUACAUGUCCAGUCUUUAUCCGUAAGAUGUAUAUUAUUAUUAUUAUUAUUAUUAUUGCCAUUUAUAUAGCGCCAACGGAUUCCGUAGCGCUUUACAAUAUUUUGAGAGGGGGGGUGUAACAAUAAAUAGGACAAUUACAAGAAAACUUACAGGAACGAUAGGUUGAAGAGGACCCUGCUCAAACGAGCUUACAGACUAUUGGAGGUGGGGUGUUUGAAACAUUAGGACAAUAAAUAUCAAGUAGGAGUGAAGCAGAGCUGGAGGAGAGAGCAAAGCACUGUCCCAUAGGAGAGAGCAGGAGGCAGGUAUGUAAGGUAGAGAUUACUCUGGGAGGCCAUAAGCUUUCCUGAAGAGAUGGGUUUUAAGGCCCUUCUUAAAUGAUUGAAGACUAGGGGAGAGUCUGAUGGCAGUAGGCAAGCUAUUCCAUAGGAGAGGAGCCGCCCGCGAGAGGUCCUGCAAGCGCGAGUUGGCCGUACGGGUGCGAGCAGCGGUCAGGAGGUGGUCACGGGCAGAGCGGAGGGUACGUGGAGGGGCAUAUUUAUGGAUCAGUGAAGAGAUAUAAGCGGGGCUAGAACUGUUCAGUGCUUUAAAUGUAUGGGUUAGUACUUUGAAUUGACUCCUAUAGCAUACAGGGAGCCAAUGUAAGGACCGGCAGAGGGGUGAGGUGUGAGAGGACCGACUAGAGAGGAAAAUCAGUCUAGCUGCAGCAUUCAUUACAGACUGUAGCGGGGCAAUACGGCUUUUGGGGAGACCAAUCAGGAGAGGGUUACAGUAAUCCAUGCGGAAAUUACUAGAGCAUGGACAAGCUCCUUGGUAGCAUCUUGCGUAAGAAAGGGGCGAAUGCGGGCUAUGUUUUUGAGUUGGAACCUACAGGACUUGGCAACAAACUGGAUGUGAGACUCAAAGGUGAGACCAGAGUCAAGUAUGACGCCAAGACAGCGUGCUUGCAGGGAUGGACUUAUGUGGAUAUCACUGACUUGAAGGGAGAGCGAGAGAGGAGGAUCAGUAUUAGGAGGAGGAAAGACAAGGAGUUCAGUUUUAGAGAGGUUAAGUUUCAGAAAGCGUGAAGACAUCCAGUCAGAGAUGGAAGAAAGGCAAGCAGUGACACGUUGCAGGACAGCAGGGGAGAGGUCCGGGGAGGAGAGGUAUAUCUGAGUGUCAUCAGCGUACAGGUGGUAGUGGAAUCCAAAAGAGGCAAUCAGUUUACCAAGAGAGGCGGUAUAAAGAGAAAAUAGAAGGGGACCAAGGACAGACCCUUGGGGAACUCCAACCGAGACAGGAUGAGGGGUGGAGCUAUUCUUGGAAAAGGAGACACUGAAUGAGCGUUGGGAGAGAUAGGAGGAAAACCAAGAGAGGACCGAGUCACAGAGACCGAGCGAUUGAAGAGUUUGAAGGAGGAGAGCAUGAUCAACGGUGUCAAAGGCAGCAGAGAGGUCAAGGAGAAUUAAUAUGGAGUAAUGACCUUUGGAUUUAGCGGAGAUUAGGUCAUUAGUCACUUUGAUAAGAGCAGUCUCAGUAGAGUGGAGAGGGCGGAAGCCAGACUGAAGAGGGUCAAGGAGAGAGUUGGAAUUAAGGAAGCGGGACACACGGGUAAAGACAAGCCUUUCCAAAAGCUUUGAUGAGAAAGGGAGCAGGGAUAUGGGACGAUAGUUAGAAGGGGAGGAUGGGUCAAGAGAUGGUUUUUUCAGGAUAGGUAUUACAGUGGCAUGUUUAAGGUCAGCAGGAACAGUGCCAGAAGAGAGAGAGCAGUUAAAGAUGUGUGUUAGGGUAGGCACAAGACAAGGGGAGAGAGAUCUGAUGAGGUGAGAUGGGACAGGAUCGAGCGGGCAAGUGGUGGGGCGAGAGGAAUGGAGAAGCGCAGCCACCUCUUGUUCAGUAGCUGGGUAGAAAGUCUGGAGGGUAGGGAAAGCAAGAUUUAUAUGUGGUUGAGAAAGAGAACGGCAAGGAGGGGAGAAUUGUUUCCUUAGCUGUUCAAUCUUGUCGGUAAAGUAGCAUGCAAAGCUAUCAGCUGUAAGGUUAGUUUGGGGGGUGGCCACAGCAGGGCGGAGAAGGGAAUUAAAGGUGUCAAAGAGACGUCUGGGAUUGCGGGAGCAUGAACUAAUGAGAGAGGAAAAGUAUGACUGUUUGGCGAGGGCGAGGGCUGCGCUGUAUGAAAGCAACAUGAAUCUAUAAUGGAGAAAGUCUGCCUGGGUGCGGGACUUCCUCCAGGAGCGUUCAGCACAACGGGAGCAACUCUGCAGAUAGCGUGUUGAUUUAUUAUGCCAAGGUUGGGGUCGUGUCCUCCUCGAGGUGCAUGUUUUGAGCGGGGCUGCAGCGUUCAAGGCAGAUGUGAGGGUAGUGUUAUAUGUGGAGAUGGCCAGUGAGGGACAGGAGAGGGAAGGGAUGGAUAGCAGUUGUGAAUCAAUGUCAGCUGACAGCUGCUUGAGGUCAAUAGAGUUAAGGUUCCUCCUGAGCUGAGGGGGGUUAGGCUGAGAUUGUUGGGUGAGGGGGUAAUUGAGAGCAAAUGAUAAGAGGUGGUGAUCAGAGAGAGGAAAUGGGGUGUUGCAGAUAUUAGAUAUUGUACAUGAAGAAGAGAAAAUAAGGUCGAGGGUAUUGCCAGCUACAUGAGUGGGAGAAUUAGCCCACUGCAAAAGUCCAAGGGAGGAAGUGAUUGAAAGUAGUUUAGAGGCUGCUGGGGUCAAAGGUGGGUUAAUGGGAAUAUUGAAGUCUCCAAGAAUUAGGGAUGGGAUGUUGGAAGAGAGGAAGUAGGGUAGCCAGGCAGCAAAGUGGUCAAGGAAGAGGAGAGGGGAACCAGGGGGACGAUAGAUUACGGCAAUGUUAGCAGAGAAGGGUUUGAAAAGGCGAAUUGAAUGAAUUUCAAAUGAUGGGAAAGAGAGGGAAGGGGGGGUAGACAGGGUUUUAAAGGAGCAGUGGGGUGAGAGAAGAAAACCUACACCGCCACCUUUAAUCUCCGCUUGUCUUGGGUUGUGGGUAAAGUGAAGACCACCAAAAGACAGUGAGGCAGGUGUAGCAGUAUCAGAGGGAGAGAGCCAUGUUUCUGUUAGUGCAAGUAUGUUUAGGGAGUGUGAGAUAAAUAGGUCAUGGAUGGAAGUAGAUUUAAAGGUGCUGCACACAGAGCGUGCAUUCCAGAGGGCAGCUUUAAAAGAGGAAUUAUAGUGAGAAUUACAUGGAAUGGGUAUUAGGUUGUUGUGGUUUCUGGUGUUUGUACCAGGUGGCUGAGAAGAGGAGGGACCAGGGUUUGGAGAGACAUCACCUGCUGCUAGGAGUAGUAGGAUGGAAAGGAAGAGAAGGUGGGAGUAAGAUUUAAAUGUUGGGGAUGAGAGCUUGUAUUUAGGGUAUUUAGGAGGGGUUUGUGGAGAAAGGCUGGAUAGAUAUGAAUAAAGUGCGUGUGAUGAAUACUGAGAUGAGGGGAGCAGAGAGGGAGCAAUGAAGAUGGUGUUAGCAGGAACAGGUAAGUAAAAUGAUAGAGAGAUUUUAAUGAUGAGGGAAGUGAGAGAGAAAGUGAAAAAUAGAAGUGAGAACAUUAGUAGGAGAGUAGGUGCUGUAUUUUUAAGAGCUGUGGUUAGGAGGGUUAAGGGUUAAAGAGGUAUUGAGUGAGUAUAGCUUUUUUUGGGUGUGGAGGGCUUGGUGGACAGAGGCUAACAUAAUUGGUUCAGAGGAAUGGUAGGUAAUUUGAACUAUCUAUAAAUGUAGUGAUAACCAUGGGGAGGGUGGGGUGUGGGGUAGGGUGGGUGGGAAGCGAUCAUCCAGAAAUGCUACCUCUGCUUAUGGCAAGUCCUGCAGGGUUGUGUGCUGGGAGUCCUGGGUGUAGCUGAUUCAAUAUUGUAUGGGGCCCAGGCUAUAAAGGAGAGAAUCUGGGGUUAGAUAAAGCAGAUUGUGGGUGGAGAAUCAUUGGGGUGUUAAAAACAAAAAUCAAGGAAAAAACAGAUGAAAGGGAAUUUAAAUUUAAGGAUAUGAGGGAAUGGCAGAGAUAAGAUAGGUAAAAGUCAUAAAUAGGGAACAUCAUAAAUUAAUGAGGCAUAGAGUGCAACAACUAACACUAACAAAACAAACAUGUAACUAAACAAGAGUUAAAGGAUGGAGGGUGCAAUAGUCAUCAAUUAAGCAGUAAUACUGUGGGGGGUGGAUAAAGAAAGAAAUACAGUUUAUAACAAAAGUAGGAGAAAUAAGAAGUCCAGGUAUUCAAGAUGAUCAUCCAGAAAUGCUACCUCUGCUUAUGGCAAGUCCUGCAGGGUUGUAUAUGUAGUCCCUGCAUCUAUUUUCUCUCACUAACAGACAUCCUAUCCACCAUCAGCUGCAGACAAAAUUAUAUGGUAGAUUUUAGAUAAUGUGCCCCUAGAUAUACUCCCCUGGCAAAUGUGUCAAUUACAAAGUAUCACAUCAAAAACACAUUCUUUUAUAUAUAACAUUCUGACAAAAUGUAGACAACAUAAGAAUCAUUGGAGACUCUCACCAGGAAUAUCUCCUCUUUUUCCAUUAGCAAACAACCCCGACUUUCAGGGAGGCAAUGAAGCGAUGACAUUGGUACGAUGGAGUAGUAAACCCCAAUUUAAGAGUAGUACUGACAGAAGAAGUUAUACCCAAAAUGGUUAACUUUAAGAACUCAAAUACAUUAUUAGAUAUAAUGAGAUAUAAACUAAAAAGUUUCUUACAGAGGUCAGUUAUUCCAUAUUGACGACUUUGGGAAAAGACUCCCUUUGACGUUUUAUCUAGCCGCACAGGUGACAAUUCACACUCAUUAUAGUGUUUAUCUCAUUCUCAGGAAUAGUCUCUUGCAUGGCAUGUGGACAUUCACACAAUAAAUCUGGAGUUUUCUCCAGAACAAAAACAGCCUUCUAUUUGCACCAUUGUAGUUGUGCCAUAUUCUUUUUAUUUUUUAAUAAGGGCUUUAGCAGUGUUAGAUCUCAAAAUAUGUGGAUUAGAUAUCCGUAUUGAAAAGUUCAUCAACUAUGCCUCACAUUCUGAACUAAAAUUUAAUGGGCUAAAAGUUACACAUAUUUUAAAAUAAAACAUAGAAAUAGCAUUCAACUCCACAAUUAAGCAACAGCUCAUCAAGUAUAUGCCUUGAGAAUGGAGAACACCAUCAGCUAAGCAUUGACCGUGGUCUCAGGGAACCCUCUGAUCCUCACAUUGCAGGCUUUUGCCCUAUCUUCCACAUUGGGCAGAAGUGCAGUUAAUUCUGUGUACUGUUUCUGUACGGAGAAAAUGGUUGGAUAUCUUAUAGUUUGUGCCACUGAAACGCUCCCCACAUCCUUCUCCACAGCUACUAUACAGCUAGUUAACAUAGAUACCUACUCCAUGACCAUCACUAGGUCCUCAUAGAACAUGGCUUUGAUAUCUUGCAACAGGGCCUUAAUAUCUGCUUUGGUUAAAGGAAUGUUUUAUUUUUAAUUUUUUAUUAUAAGCGGUGUAUAUGCUUUUUGAAAUCUCAUUUUCAUAACUUAUUCAAGAGUAAUAACUAUUCAGAUAUUGACAAGAUCAAAAAUUAUCAUUGUGAUAUUAGUAGAUUAAAAAAGACUGAUCUUUGCCUCUUUGUUUUCAACUACAAAACAAAGACUUAAAACCGUUUUGUUUCCUGUUGCUAUUAUAAAAUGUAUAUGUGCCCGGAGGCUGAGCCUGACCACUAAACUGAUCGGACAUGUAUAGCUUAAGCUCCUGCAUUUCUUGCUGAAAAUAGACUUUAUGAGCCUGAAUAUGGGUCUUAUUUGCUCAGUCUUUGAUAUAUCCACAAAAGGGGAGCCUGAGCUCAUACUUUUCUUGCGGCAUGCUGGGGCCUGGACUGAGGAGAGGUGGCCGAUCUUCUUGUGCUAGAGCCCUACACUAAUACUUAAUAUAUUUUUAUUACAUUAAAGGACUAAUAGGCCCAUUGUGAUCUUUUCCUCUGUUGCAGUUGUCAAGCCUCUUGGGGACAUGAAGACUGAAGAUGACAUUGAUUUUCAACUUUUUCCUCCCUCAAUCCUUCCCACAUGUUCAGAGUAUGGUGACACAUUACAGGGAUCUAUGGAACAACUUGCAAAAGGUCUGGAAACCGGAGUUGUACUCAUUCAAUUCGAGGUAAUCCAUAAUAUUGAUUUAGUUUGUUUAUACUCUGUUUUGGUAUUGAAGUGGUUAAUGUCAAGAGCGUUAACAUCCAGACUCUUUUCAAAGAAAUGAGACGUAACAUGGAUGAUUCUAAUAACGAAAGGACCAGGUUAACAUCACAACUGUGGUGAUAUUAAGGUUGAGGUGGGUGUUUCAUAUGAAUAUCCCUCAUUAGUUUACAAUCAAGGGAUGCUUCUCAAUAGGCAUAUUAUCAACAAAUGAAUGGUUAGCCGAAAUACAUGAGUUGUAGACUUCUGUAGUCUCUCCUUUGGUCAUUACAUAAAAAUAGAAAAUGUGUUAAUUCUGGAAUAGUGUUAUGUUUGAGAUCCAAAUCCCUUUCCAUGCAUCAACCAGCUCAUAUUUUUUAAGCUGUUCAGUCAUGUUUUUGCCAGUAGCAAAUGGGGGAAAGGUGAAAUUUCUUCAUUUGGAUCAGUCAUGUAAGAAUGUGUCUAAAUCCAAAUUUUUUGGAUCGUCUCUAGCUGAAAAACUUUGGCAAUUGGCAAUUUAAACAUGACAUGAAGAGACCUAUUUAUAACUGUCCCCAAAUCUGAUUGAUUUAUUGGAAUAAUGGUUCAUGAAGUUUCCAAUCACUCCAGUUCCAUUCUGCUAUUGCAUUACACAGACCUGUUAAAUAUUCUGCCUUUCAGGCUAUGCCUCAGUCUAUACAAAAUUAUCAAAAAUCCUUGGGCAAAUUUGCUAGGUCCUUGGAUGUCAUGCCCCAUAGGUGAUUUAUGUAUUGGACUGUUAAAAUGUUGUCCAUACAUAGUAAAAUGCAACAGUUGAUUUUAUUUUUCACCAGACUACUUAAAGCAAAUGUUUCGGCUAAUAAUUCCAGACACUUGCAUCAGAUUCUAUGGUGAUGUCUGAGGUUGAUCUGAAUAUGGCUUUCCCACUCCAUGCAUCCACAUGAUCCAUCCACCCAAAUAAAUUUGUACUGAAUACGAAAAGUCCUUGUUGGAGAUAUCUCACUGUCAUCUGAUGAGCUCCAAUAGGGAUCUCCAUGGAUGUCAUGAAGGGGAAAAUGUGAUCUGUUUGGAAUAAUUGGGGUUGAUUCUUCCUCUUGUUGAUGAAUAAAAACCUUUGUGUCCUUGUUUGGAUUUAUAAACAUGGCCACAAAGGUGGACCCAACUGCUUCCGACCUUCCCAAAAUUGCAAUGUGAAAAACUUUUUUUUUUCUUUUAAAAGUGGAACUGUUGUACUUUAUCUAAUGAAGAAAAUACUCUCAUAUAAUUUCCAAUAUGUUUAAUAAAGUCUUCACCAAACAACCUGCAGAGUUUCCUUGUUCUUCAGUGCAUUAACUGCAGGGGAUGUUUAACUAGAACUGCCCAUCUCCUUUCAGAAGCAAGUGCAAGAUUUUCACUGAUAAAUAAAGAAAUGACUAGUUGGAUCCAUCCUCUCAGAAUAUGGGUGUCUACUUGUUAUCCCAGUUUAAUGGCAUUUUCAGAUAGAUUAAAAUUGGGGCCAGUCUGAUCCAUUAGUCUGUACUGUCAACUCUUCAAAGAUCUAAAGACCUUUUUUGGGGGGCCCAGCUCCAGAGAGUCAAGCAAGCUUUAUUUGGGAGGGAUGGUUUAGAACCCUGUUUGUCCUUAUUUUAUUAUGAGCAACCUUAUCAAGGGGUUUUCACUGUUGCACGUGCAUGCAAUGGCUCGUGCACGCAAGUGCACGUCUGGAGCUGAGCAGUAGUCUGAGGUCUGCGAGAGAGGGGAAGGUUGGCAUGCUGAAGUAGAGCGUGCCUGCCACUUCCGUUAGCUCUGGGGAGCUAACGGAAGUAGGAAGGAAUCCUCCCUGUCUGUUUGACAACCAGGGGGGAGUUCCCUAGGUAAUUUAUAAAAGUGCUGUUUUCUCAUAGAAAUCAUUUGAACUUGGGUACUCCUCACCCAUAAAACAUUUUAGUAAGCUGAAGUGCUUUUGGGGUGUGGAGUUGUCCUUUAACACCAAUCUGCAACAAAUGUUUAUACCUCUGCACACCAGGGUGUGCUACCCAUAGUGGCAAAGUGCUACCCAUAGUGGCAAAAACAAAGAAUAGGGUUAUUAACACUGUUUUUUAUGUGACUUCACGCCCUACUGAAGAUAUACUCAUUUUCCUGUUCAUCUCUAUUAUUUCAUUUUAAGCAAUCCCCACAGCCCCCCUCUGUUUAUUUUUUUUACAUGUUCCAUCCCCCUUUAAAUGAAGUCUGCGUGGACAGCAACAACAGCUGUUGCUAGUUUUUAAUUUUAGAGAGCAGAUGCUACUGCUGGCUUCCUACUGUUUAGAAAACAUACAUGUAUUAUACCUCCCUUAUACUAAUAUGGGGGAAUCAUAUUAACCCCCAUAGGCUUAUUUCAAUUUAUUUAUUUUAAAAAAAUACUAACACGGUAGGUAAAUUGUUUGCGAUGCACGUUUUAUGGCGGUUUUAUCUCGGUCUACUAACACUUUUAUUGAGUGUGGCUGCUUUAAUAUUGUCUGGCAUUAGAUCUAGCUGAAGUUCCAAAAUAUUGGAUUAAAACAGUCGACAAUUAUUUAUUAUUAUCAGCCAAUAGAGUUAAACUGAGGCCAUUGUAUCUAACAACUGCGUGCUGGAGUGUCAGUUUAAGCAAAACAAAAGCUAGAAAUGUCUAGCCAUUUUAAAACUUUGGUGUGUAAAAAACAAAACAUUCAUUUAUUGUAAGCGGUGUAUAAUGUUAAUGAUCUUACAAUGUUUUACUACUUAUUAUUAUUAUUAUUAUUAUUGAAUUUUGUGUAUUCCAGCAAUUAUAUCGAAAAAAGCCUGGGCUUGCUAUUACCUGCGCUAGAACGGGUCAAAAUAUGGAGAAAAAUAGAUACAAAGAUGUUUUACCUUGUGAGUAUUUAUUUAACUAAAAAUGUGUGGCUUUCUAUAGAAUGUUGAUAAAUGUGUAUUAUAUUUUCAAAAAUAAACUUCUGUAGUUUGACAUCAUUGUCCUAAAGGGUCACAGCCAAUGCAGCUCAAUGUAAUGGUUAUGCUACCUAGAAUGCUCUGGCACAUCUCUUAAUUUAAUAUCAAACACUUGAAAAAACUAUUUUAUAUAAACCAGAGCUUUUACAGCUCCCAGGAACCCCCAGUCACACUGAUAAUGUAGAAUUAACACUUCUGCAUUAUUGGUGUCCAUUUUGUCAAACUUGAAUGAUAGUCAUUGGCUGAGAGUGCCGGGUGUGGGUUGGCCUACAGAAUAAAAUCAAUUACUCUAGUGGUUAUGGUGCUUAGAGUGCCCCGUUAAAGUUGAUAACAGAAAGUGUACAUACUCACUAUAUCGGAAAGCAGCUGGCUGCUAGGGUUCUAAUCCGUGAAAAUAAAAACUGCCUUGCCAUACCCUGAUGGGCUUGGCUGAGAGAACAAGCAUUUACCAACAUUUGUAACAAAUUGUUAUUAAAAUGUUUGGAUAAUGGCCAUUUUUGUAUAUGACUGAUUCAGGUCACUGUGAAAUGUAGGCCGUCACAUGAAACAGGAGUAUUGUGUAAAGUACACUUACUAUAGGGCAGAAAUAGACAAACUCUUACAUAUCUCAUCAGCUUGAGAAGGGAGAUUAGUGUAUGGUAGUUGUUUUUGUUUUUUUUUACGUUUGCAUUGUAACUAAAUUGUAAAAUGUAGGCUAAAAUAAUAAACAAGUUGUGAUUAUAGCAAAGAUGGAGAAUUUUUCAAAUCCUGUUUUUAUUGCCUAAUUUUUUACAGUAAAUUAUAAUUUGAUAUUUAAUGAAUACACCCAAUGGAACCUUUAUGGAAGAGCUUGUUAUGUAAGAUAGAACUUUACUAGUUAAUAUCUAAGAUAUAAAUCACAAACCAAUUGGAAUUAAAACCACACAAAUUGCAAAUAACUGUCCGAUCACUCACUGAAAGCAAUAAAUGAAUGUGAAGUUGUGCUAAGAGAAAACUAGUGACUCUGCAUUAACUUUAAGCAGAAUCGUUUUCUCCAUAUGAAAGUCUUAUGUACUUUAUUUUUUACCCAGUGAUAAAAAAAAACAAAAAAACAUUUGGACAGUAUUUACCAUUCACUUUUAUUGGCUGCCGGGAAUAAUUACAGCUGUUUCAGUGCUGUAAAGUAAACCUUUCAUUGUCCGUGUAUGUCAGUGCAGAUUUAAUUGAAGGCUAUUUAUUGUUUCCUUCCUGCAGAUGAUGCCACCCGAGUGGUUUUGGAUGGAAGUGAUGACUACAUAAAUGCAAGCUAUGUAAAUGUAAGUAACACACAAUCUUACAACUAAACUGCACUGUGCUGUGUCUUUUAUUAGACACUCUGUUUAACAUUCACUUACCCUGGAAGUUAUCUAGUAGUAUGUUAUUUAUUAUUAUUUAAUGUGAAAUUUAGUGGUUAUAGAAGAAGGUAGUGAUAUAAACAUGAUUUAAAGGGUUACUCCAACCAUUAUAACCACUACAGCCUGCUCUGCUGGUCGUGAUGAUAGGAAUACCCUUGCCCAGGUUUCUGGUAACGGGACAAGAUGUUUUGUAACAGUUUCCCCUCCUACCUGGAUACUGCAAGGUUUCUGGUUUUUUUUUGGUUUUUUUUAUUGGAAGGCUUACGACAUCCAGCUUCUGAAGAAGCCAGAUGCUGAUCCUGAUGCUCAUUGGUUGAAAGCAUCAGAGUCUUUGCAUUGAAGUAUGAAAAGAAUUGACUAUAGCCAGCCCAGAUCUUGUUCCAGGCUGGCUACUUAUACCCUAAUGAUGCUGCCAGAAGUGGAGUUGGGCCCCAGCAGCCAAGGGGUUAAACUCUGUAUAGGCAUAGUUUUAUAUUAAAAUGCUAUAUUUCUAUACAGAAUCCAGAAACCAUGGCCACUUUAAAUCACUGAAGUAGUCAUGGUACUUGGAGUAACCAUUUAAAAAAAAUUCAUAAUCAUAUAUUAAUUUCUGUCUUAAAAUUGGAAUACACAAAUUGCUUGUCAACUUAUUUAUAAGAAUUUACCAAGCUUGUUCCCCUAAUAUCCUAAAUUUGCAUUGUUUCCUGACCCAAUCUUUACCAUUGGAUUGCACCUUUUUGUAAGCAGAAUUAUACAUAUCAUUAAAACUUAAUAGCCAAAAGAUGACUGAUCUACAUUUCACAUGAAGCUAGAUAAUUCUAAGUGCAAACUGGUGAUUGUACUCGAGCAGACUUUGUCUACCUUAAAUCAGGGUUAAACUGAACACGUUUUGUGGCAGGUGUCAUGACACAAAUUCCAGCAUACUGUGAACAGUUUGUAUAGUUGAAUCUAUAAAUACAUUUUUUUAAAGUCUGUUAUUACUUUUAAUUCAGGUCCUGGCCGUCAUCUGUUUCAUUAAUCAUCAAUGCCUGUGAUUUGGCUGCAAAUGUAUAUGGACAUUAUGCAUGAUAUUUAUUUUUUUGUAAGACAGUCAUUCCACUCCUAAGUAUUGCACUGUGGCUAAUGGUGGAGUAACUGGGCCUUUGUUAAAGUGAUUCCAUGGACUAUAACUCCAUUUGUUAUUUCAGAACUCUAGAACCAGUGCUUUAAUAAAAUUUGUCUAAAAACAUCUUAUAACCCAAUGUACGUCUUAAUUUAAUACUGGAUACAUUUUCCAAAUGAUUUAAUAUUUUUGGAAAUACUUUAAAAUUAUUUAAUAUUAUACAAAAAUAUUCUGUCAUAUAAAAAGGUCAUAAAUAUCAAAAUCAAUUUUAUAUAUAUAUGUGUGUAUAUAUAUAUAUAUAUAUAUAUAUAUAUAUUUUUAAUAUAUAUAUUGAAAAAAUAUAUAUAUUAAAAGUGAAUCCAAAAAUAAAUCAUUUGGAAAGCUUUUGGAAACAAUAUUAAAUUCAGGAUGUCAUUUCUAUAAAACCAGAUUCUAAAUGCUUGUCGAGUACAUUAAUAAAUUGAAAAAAAAAAGUUAAUCUAUAUCAUUUUGCUUAAAUUCGCCAACAUGUGAUUAAAAAAAUAUAUAUAUAUUUUUUGGGACAGUGUUAAAAUAAAACCUUGCAAUUUGUUAAUUCAAAUUUAAAUUUAUACAGCUACAUAGUAAUCUAGGUUGAAAAAAUGACUCCAUCAAGUUCAACCCGUUAAACCUUUAAUUUCUCACAGAUGGAAAUUCCCUCAUCUGAUAUUAUUAACAAAUAUAUUGCCACUCAAGGACCUCUUCCACAUACCUGUUCACAAUUCUGGCAGAUGGUCUGGGACAAUAGGUUAACAAUGAUCAUCAUGUUAACAACUUUAACGGAACGAGGAAAGGUAGGUAAACAAGAAAAUACAAUGACUUGUAUGUAUGUAUGUGCGUAUAUAAUGUGUCUGUGUGUGUGUGUGUGUGUGUAUAUAUGUAUUUUGGCAUCUUGUCUACUGGACUAAUACGGCUAAUCCAAUUUACACUAUAUACACCAAAAAGGUUAUGGUGGGGAAAAAUUGUGAUUGAAAACCCCUUCCACCUGAAGUCUUUUUGUUUAACAUUGUACUAACUAUCCACAGACUUCAGGUGGAAGGGGUUUUCAAUCACAGUUUUUCCCCACCAUAACCUAUUUGGAUUUUGCUUCCCAAGCACUACCAAGCCUCAAUAAGCAAACCAGUAACCAACCUCAUGCUGAUGAGUUCCAUUAACAACGAAACAGCUGUCCAUGAGUGGUUCACUGGUUUUGCAUCUUUUCCUAAAUUUGUGUUCUAAGCAGUUGUAUACUGCAAACACAGAUUAAAAGGAAUCCAUGUUUAAAAUGGAAUGACAUUUGAUUCUUUGUUAAACUAAUUUGCAUAUGCCCACCCAGAAUCCUUUGCGGUUGUAACAUCACUGCAGAUUUGGGAUUUCUGUGGGAAAAGCAAGUCUUAUGGCUUGACUUGUGUGCAGAUUUUUGUUUAACAUUGUAUUAACUAUAUAUAUAUAUAUAUAUAUAUAUAUAUAUAUAUAUAUAUAUACACACACACAUACACACUUACAUUGAUUUGACUGCUUAAUAUUUACGUCUGUCAUUAUUUAAUUUACAAAUUUGCUAAAUAUCUUAAUUGGAUAAGUGUAAAUUAUAAUACAGAAUAGAAAUUGCAAUAUACAAGUAUCCUAACCAUGUCCAUCUCUUCCUAUACAUAUGCUGUAGAUAAUUUAUUAAAUGUAAAUGUGCAAAGUAAAACAUAGUUGAGAGAUAGAGAAGCUAAAAAAAAAAAAAACAUACCAUGGUGUAACUUUUUCUCUAUAAGCAUCCAGACCACUUCAUCUCAAUCACGGUGUUGGAGUGCCAUGUCCAUGUCAUGGCUAUCGUGUUCUGCAGUAAAGGCAAUGCUUACAUUGCAGGGUAGAAAAGUUUCUAGUGGAUGACACACUGACAAAAUAACUGGGUAAUAGAGACCAUUUAAAUGGUGUACGGUGACAUUUUGCUACUUUUUUUCUAUGGAAAAAGAUUGUAUUGGCUGAGAUCAUCACGAUUGAUUGAUCUCGGCCAAGGAAGCAGGCCAACCGCAGAGAGAGCAACACAGAAUGAGAGAAAAGGUGGAAGAGGGGUGAAAGGGCAUCACCUAAAUGUUGUUCAGAAUGUAUAUUUGUAUUCCUAGUGCUCCUUUAAGAAUUAAAUGCUAGUGAGACACUUGCAAAUGUUCCAUAGGGAAUAACCUAAUAGGAGUUAGCCGAAAGAUUAAUAUUCAAUGUUCUCCUCCAGUUACAACCAUCUUUCAGGUUGUAACCAUGUUGUCAUGGACUAGUCAACAGAGAGUUCUCUAACCUCUGUGUUUCUUGCACAAUGCAUUUCAUCAAGAGUGUCAACUUCAUUGAGGGGCCAAAUAUAUAUUCAAAUCACCACAGCACAAUCUAAAAAGUAAAAAGGAGAAAUAGCUUUUUAAUUGGUUUCUCCUGUUACUGACUAAGUAAGCUUUUCAGUGACUUGGUAGUUAUAAUAUCAAAGUUUAAUCUCACUGCUUUUGGAUUGAUGAACAUCACUAUCCUUGCUCCAUUCUUGCACUAAAAUAGCAAUGAACAAUUAUGAACUAUAAAAUUAUAAUUAGUUAAUAUCGGUCUAAUGACUACUUUUUUUUUUCCAAUAGACGAAGUGUCAGCAGUACUGGCCUGAUCCUCCAGAGGUUUCAGAGUAUGGCAACUUUCAGAUACAGUGUCACUCGGAAGACUGUACUAUAGCUUGUGUUUUCAGAGAAAUACUAAUUACAAAUAUUGAGGUAAGUGCUUAUGGUAUUGCCCUUCUCAUUUACAUUUCAAUAUUUUUUUCUGUUUUUAGAAAUAUCAUUUUAAAAUAUUUUUACUACAAUAUUUAUUGCAUAUGUGAGUGUGCCUGUGUACAGUUUAUAUCAUAGUAUUCUUAUAACCAUUCUUCCAAAAUACAUCAUAUUGACAUAAUUCUUUGUUUGUAGCUUUUAAAUCAAAGCUACGAAAAAGCCUUCCCAUUAUCAAAUCCCAUUAAUUUCAACUAAAUCUCUGAGUGAAUUUGUACACCGUUUGUCACUGUUUCUGCUGACUAAUAAUUAAACAAAUACCCAAAAGGUAAUGGGAACACAAAGUUCCCACUUAGCCGAAUUGAAGACAUAGAAACUAAAAAUCCAGUAAUAAAACAAAAAAUUGUUACAAAAUGCCACUGAAAGUCCACAGGAGGUUUAAUCGGCACAAAACAAAAAGUUACAAACAGGGGGAAUGGUCACACCAAACACGUUUCGGGCCUACAGGUCCUUAGACAUACAAUUAUUGUAUCUAGCCAAACUGUUACUAGUCAGAAACCCUUAGUGGCAGAUAAUACUCUUUGAAAUCAAUUUCUCAGCGUAUAAAAAGGUUAAUAUGGAGCAACAUGACAAUAAAACAUUAAAUCUUCUCCCUUGAUAUGUAGGAAUUAAUCCACUUACUCCCAAAGUUAAGUUAUGUCAUUUAUAUAGAAAGUCUUAAAAUGAAAUGUUCUCGGAUGUUCACUGAUCUUCAUCUCCCAUGACGACCUGUUCUCACCACUGUCAAACUCAUUCGUAAUAUAAUCUCCCUUUAUUUAUUUUCCAUAAUGGACAUAUUAGUUAUGAAAUAUUUUGUUUUAAUGCAUGUGUUCAUUCUGUAACUAUGUAAACCAAAUGUUACUGUAACUUAUAAACAAAACAAUUCCUUACUUUUUAAGGACUUAGUUAUAUUGAAGGAUGGCAAUAGUGCAGAUAACAAUGGCAUGUCUAUGCAUUUAAAAUAACAAUAGUUCAUAAAUAGCACAUGGUGGUAUAGUGUUAUAAAAAAAUCUAAAUGCUUCCUGUCUGUGGAAUGCACCAGGAAAGUGGUCUGGGUGACUAUAGUGUCCCUUUAAGUCUACUACAAUUUGUAGACAAAACCUAUAAGAUAAUGUUGCAGAACAAGAGAUGUAUUACUACUUUAAUUGUAUGUGUCACAGUAUGCAAUACAGUUUAUUGGCUUAAAAAUAGAGUACAAAGAGUUGUCAUUAAUGGUACAUUUUCAAGCUGGACAAAGGUGGCAAGUGGUGUCUGUUCUGGGACCCCUUCUAUUUAACAUGUUUAUAAAUGAUCUUGAAAAAAGCAUUGAAAGUCAUGUUUCAGUGUUUGUAGAUGACACAAAACUGUAAUGUAAUACAAUGUUAGCAAGAUAUUACUUUGCUGCAGAGGGAUUUAGAUAGACUGGGGGACUUGGCACUCAAAUGGCAGAUGAAAUUUAAUGUUGAAAAAUGCAAAGUUAUGCACUUAGGUGUGAAGAAUGCACAAGCAAUGUAUACCCUUAAUGGAAGCAAAUUAGUGAUAACAACACACGAAAAUGACUUGGGAAUUGUUAUAGACAACAAACUAUGCAACAAUGUGCAAUGUCAAUCAGCAGUGGCUAAGGCCAGUAAGGUAUUCUCAUGUAUAAAAAAGGGCAUUCAUUCUCGGGAUGAGAAUAUCAUUUUACCUCUUUAUAAAUCCCUGGUAAGACCACAUAUUGAAUAUGCUGUGCAAUUUUGGGCACCUGUUCUAAAAAAGGAUUUUAUGGCACUAGAAAAAGUGCAGAGGCGGGCUACAGAAUUAAUAAAAGGAAUGGAACAUAUCAGCUAUGAAGAAAGGUUAACAAAUUUAAACCUAUUUAGUUUAGAAAAAUGUCGCCUGAGAGGGGAUAUAAUUACAAAAUACAAAUAUAUUCAGGGCCAAUACAAACCAUUGUGUGGAAAUCUAUUCACAAACCGGCCUUUACAUAGGACACAAGGUCAUGCGUUUAGACUGGAAGAAAGAAGAUUUCGUCUAAGGCAAAGAAAAUGAUUUUUACUGAAAGAACAAUAACGAUGUGGAAUUCUCUGCCUGAAGAAGUGGUUUUACCAGUGUCCAUACAGAUGUUCAAACAGCAACUAGAUGCAUACUUGCAAAAACAGAAUAUUCAAGGAUAUGAUUUUUCAAUGUAGGGUUAUAGCUUCUUGAUCCAAGGAUAAGUCUGACUGCCAUUCUGGGGUCAAGAAGAAAGUUUUUUCCUAGUUUGUUGCAAAAUUGGAAGUGCUGCAAACUGGGGUUUUUUUGCCUUCUUUUGGAUCAACAGCAAAAAACAAAUGUGAGCAAGGCUGAACUUGAUGGACGCAGGUCUCUUUUCAGCUAUGUAACUAUGUAACUAUAUCGCUCUCCAUACAAAUUGUGCAACUAAACAAAGUUGUGUAUGAUUUUUAGUUUUCCAAAUUUCAUUACAGAGGUAUGUACUCAUUACUUUACAGUUGUGAACUUAGCAAAGAUAAACAUUACUGUCAUUUUAUAUCCUGCUGAAAUAUUGUCUGCAAUGUUUUUUGGCUUGUAGUCUUAUUCAAAUAAGAAAAUGUCAUCACUACCACUAACUGCCCAUUAUUGAACCAGACAGGUGAAGAGUUUCCUGUAUCUCAUUUGCAAUAUGUUGCAUGGCCUGACCAUGGAGUUCCUGAUGAUUCAUCUGAUUUCCUGGAGUUUGUGUCAUCUGUAAGACAAAAGCGAAUGAAGAACCAGCCAAUCCUUGUUCACUGCAGGUAGAAUUUCUAAAACGCACAACAUUGUUGGUCUUUGAUUUACAGUCUGUACAGUUGCACUUUACUACAGCUAUGUGUGUUAUGCCACAAUAUAUAUUUUUUUAAUGUCUUAUUUUCUAAAACUAUUGUUCUUGAAUGGAUUACAUUGAUAUAUGGCAAUCUUAGAAGGCAUAGACUUGCAUAAGACAGUGUUCUAAUAAUGAUAUACAGAAGUGGCCAAUAUGUGAUUUGACUUUAUACAAGAGAAAAUUUUGAAAUAUGAAUCCAGCUCAGGAUGGCAAACAUUAUAGAAUGACAUACUGUAGAGCAGUGUUAUCAGAAACUGCUUCCUUUUAAAUUAAUGUGAGUUUUCAGUUGGUGUUCGUCUAGCCAUAUAAUGCAAGCAUAAGCCACUCUUUUUCUUUUUCUCUUUUUAUAGCGCUGGCAUUGGUCGUACAGGUGUCUUAAUAACAAUGGAAACAGCCAUGUGCCUAAUUGAACAAAAUCAACCUGUCUAUCCACUGGAUAUUGUGAGGCAAAUGCGAGACCAGCGUGCAAUGAUGAUCCAGACAUCGGUAUGUUACAGAUGUGUGCAUGAGACCUAUAUGUGUGAAUUGAGUCUUUUAAAUAUCCCAAAUAUGCAAGCAUAGGUACCUAUUUAUAUAUAAAAUCAGAGGUAGGAGCAAUGUUUGUGCUUGCUGAAGGUUUAGAAUUCCAUUCAUAUGGUUAGAAUAGAACAGUAUAUGUUAUAAUUGUAAUCAGUCCUUUAGAACAGUGGUCUCCAAUCUCAGUCCUUAACACACUGCAACAUCCAGGGUUUAGACAUUUCCCAUUUGUGUUCCAAUGGGCAUACUAACAAAACCUGGCUGUUGUGUGUACCUUGGGGAUUGAGUUGGAAAGAAAUGGUUACUGAGAGUUCACUGUACAUUCUGUAUCUGUAUGAUAUUUAGUUCCAACAUGGGAGAGAGAGUUAAGUUGUCAAACUAUGCAAUAUCACACAAACUGUAACAGUAUAUUAAAGAGAUAAAAUUAUAGUGUAUACAUUGGGAUAGCCGGCUGCUAGUAAGCGUAUACACUGGCAGAUAUGUUCUAAUUAAACUUGAUAUCCCGUUGCAGGAUUCUGAUGUGGUGUAUCUGCAUGAAAGUGUUGUAUUAUUAUGCAGAUAACACAGCAUCCAUUGCAAUCUCUUCUGAGAAAGUAUUACAUAACAUAAUUACUUUAAGGUGAUUAGUUCUAGAACUGUUGUGGAUCAGUGUUUUUAUGGAAAAGAACAUUCAUUUAAAAAAAAGUUCAGUUCUGCAGAACUUUUGUUAAAGUAGAUUUCGGUUACUGUUUUUUUAAUCAAAAUAUUAUUCACUAAAGUGAAAAUUCAAAGUGAAUUUCAGAUUUUUAGGCAAAAGUAGAACUGGAAUCACAUCUUGCUUAGCUAAUAUUUCCAACUCAACUAUUUUCAAUUUAAAUUUGAAAUUUACUUUGAAUUCUCACUUUAGUGAAUAACCCUGAAAUUGGUCAGUGAUAGCCUAAGUAGGGAAAAACGAGAGAUUCUGAUUUCCUGUGAAAUGGCUUUGCUUAAUAUAAGUUGUGAUUGAACCAAAAAUGUUUUACAAAAAGCUCCACCUCCUACUAAUGUUCAUGGGAUGGAGGGGAAUAAAUAGCCGUGUGGGGAUCUAGUAAUUAAAAUCACACCUGUGUCAUUUAGUGUUGGGUAGAUGUAGAUGUAAUGUUUAUGAUGAAUAGGCGUUAUCUGAAUUGCAGAACAAAGGAUGCUCAAUACACUGUUUUUAUUUCAUUACUAUUUACGUUAGGGCUAGAGAGAACCUCGCAAUCAUGAGCUCCACUAUUUACGUGUUUACUCCAAAGUGUAUUGAUUCUUCUUUUUGUAUUGCUCCUUAUCGUCUAUAAUUUUUUUUUUUUUGUCUUACUUCAACAGAGUCAGUAUAAGUUUGUUUGUGAAGCCAUUCUCCGUGUUUAUAAAGACGGAUUAAUUAAGCCGUUGCAUUGCAGUUAACGCAUUCACUCAUGUAAAGUUGAAUGAGGUCCCUACGCAACAAUAGAGCGACAUGUCUGAAACAUCAACAUGGGAAACAAGCACAUCUGUGGCACUUUAAAUUUCUGUAAAAGAUUUUUAAGUUCUGUACAUAAAGGUUGUGUAUAUAAUAUGUCAUGUAUAUCUGUUUUAGAGAGUUGUAUAAAAUCAGUUAGCACAUAUUGUACACAUAAAAUGAAAAAAUCAUGGAAACGGAACAUUAGGUAAUUUCUUGCUUUGCCUUAGACAUGAUUUUAUUGGGAUAAUAUAAUUUUUCCACAUGGUUCAUGUUCUGUUCGUAUUGAGAAUAUAUUUACUAUUUUUAGAAUGUAUGUGGAAAACAGAAUACAGUAAUGUAUUAGUUGGUUGUAGCACAUAUUUUUACAAAAACCGUGCCAUGCAAUAAUACUUAAUUGUAACAUGAUAUACUUUGAAAGUACAAAAUCCGUCUUUUAUAAGCUAUGUAUUACUAGAGGGCAAAUUAAUUUAUUUAGUGAUGAUUUGACAGCACAAUUUACGCUGCAGCAAUAGUUUGGUUCAUUUUUUUAUGGCCUCAGCCUUUAAUUGAACACAAUGAUAAGAAUGUUAGGACUGGUAUAGGUCCAUGUGAAACCGUAGUCAUUGUCAAUGUUUAAUGAUAUAUGUCUGCAUUCCCAUUAGUAUAUUUAGUUUUCUCUUAUUUUUCAUUAUGUAGGGGAACAUAGAUAUUACAAAAUGUGGAAGGUUGACUUCAUCAGAUGCAAUCUAUGAUCAGUAACUUCAAAUACAAACAAAUAUAUAUAUAUAUAUAUAUAAUGUUCACAUGCUCUAAAGGUAUGUAAUUAAAAUCACAAUUUAUUAACGUAGGCAUUUAUGAAGAUUAUGUAUACACGCAAACUAAAAAAGUGAAAAAUACCACCAGGUAGGGGUCGACGUAUUAAAAAAACAAAACAAAAAAAAGUACACUUAACUGUAUCCCAAAUAACUCUAUUUGUGUUCUGGAAAUAUUCAUUCACUUGUGGCACAGUAUUAACUGGAAACAGAAAUUAUGCUGAUUAAAAAAGAAAAAGGCUUUAUAAAGCCUGUGUAAGGGUUCUUCAUGUUUUUGGAGAGGCCUGUAAAAUAGUUUAUUAUCCACUUUGGACUUAUUUGAAAUUUUUUUGGAGCUACAUAUAGUCCAUCACAUCUGAUAUCUAAAUGAUAAUUUAAAAAGUGACAAAAACCUACUCUGCAGCGCAAGUUACGUGAAACAAAAAAAAACUAAUCUGAUGGGAAAAAACAAAAACGUGUUUGUAUAUUAAUUUCAUAUAAAACCGUUCACGUCUUUGUAUAACAUAAAUAACAAUGUUCCUUUCUGUUGUCAUAUUUAAAUAGUCUGAUGUGAUCUUACAAAAAUCAAUUUUUUCCCCAAAAAAUAAUACUAGACUGACCAAAGAAAUAUAAAAAUAACUUUUCAAUGCUCUUAUGCAGAGUGAUUUUUGGCUGCAGAUUUGCUAAUGAGGAAUUCUUGCAAAAUUCAUGUUGAUGUAAAAAACUUAUAGGAUUCUGUGAGCUUCAUAUUAAUUCUACAAGAGUACAUUAUCGGUUUGCCACCAUAGUCUCAUGGAGCACUAUAGAAAAUAUUAUGCAUUUUAUUGUUUAAAUACAUUCAUUACUUCAUCUCUGUUAUAGUCUUCCAAAAAUACAAAUCUUGUAUUCAAGAUUUAGAUUCAGCUGGAACCUGUCGUCACCUGUAUUCAACCACUUCUAACUUGUUCUACCCACUCAAUACUUCACUAAGAACAUCUCAGGAUGUCUUGUUAGAGAUUACCUACAAACAGAAGAAGGGGAACUGCAAUGUACCCAGGUAUGCAGGAGCCAUAACAGGUUUAAUAAUAAAAGCUAGGUAAGCUAUAUAUGGCUACUCCAAACUCCUGUCAAUUUUCUUGCAGUGGGCAGAUGCAAACCCUUAAUGCUGCAAAAAUGCUAUUUUACAGAUACAGCCUCUUGAGCUAUCAGUCACUGGAUAUGGAAAAAUAUCCUAUUCGUUGAUCUUGUGGAAGUGUGCAGUUCCUUUUCAUGAUAUAUGGAAGCAAAUGUAAUCUCCUGCAAAAAGGCAUGCAGAGAGAUUAGGGAUAAACCCAUCCAAAAUGCCUAUAUGUAAAGCUUGAGAUACCCAUGUAAAUGAAAGAACAGAUGUUCUACAAAAUGUGAAUGAUGAUUAGUAGAAAAUCUCACUUCUUGUAUCUAUAGCCACUAAUGUCUUGAUAAAGACUUCUCAUUUUGAGGUCAAAUCUCAUAUUUAGGGUUUCUACUCAUCAUUCUCUGCCUUGUAAAGAAUACUGUGCUAGAUUAAACAUUAAAGAACCCAAUAUCUAUAUACAAAUUAAUGCAAUAUAGAUGCUAUAUUAAUAUUUCC